CAAUCUCUGCAUAUAAUAAUCCUCCUCUCACUCUGCAUUUUUCUUUUCCUUACCAUGACCAAGUUCAUGGUACUUUACUUACAUAUGCUUGAUCUUUAGCCAUGAUCCAUGGGGAAGGUGGAUGGGCUUUCUUUUUCUUUAUCGAUUUAAGUUCUGUUCUUGAUGCUUCCAUUGAGCUCUAGGUAAAUUCAGAUGAGGUCAUGUCUAGGUAAUUGAUCGAACCAACCCGAGAUGUGCUGUCACGCCUUUGUAUAUCAGCCCAUCGGUUUUUUCGAGUUUGAUGAUCGAGUCUCAACUUUGUUCUGGCUUCUGAAUGGAUGUUUUCCCUUAUGUUUGGGGAAUUUGCAGGGUUGGGUAUGGGAUGGAUCGAAGUUCUUUUAGUUCAAAAUUUGCCUUUUGUUUUCUGGGGCGUAUACAUUUGGUAUUCUGGAAAGGAAAUAUGGAGCUUGGGUCAUGGAGGUAAUUUUUUGUAGGGUAGACUUUAUGUAAUUAACUUUUGAGAAACAGGGCGGGUCACAAAUGGAAUAGGACUAAUUGUUGGGUUCGUGUUAAGUUCCUUGAUUAUCUAGAUCUAAAUCAAAAACAAUUCUCAGUCUCACCGGACUCGUGUAAUGGAAGAAAAACGUUUGCUUAGGAAAUAAGGUGUCUUUAGAUAAGUCAUAUGCAUGCACUGAAACAUGGUUCUGUUUGCUUUUAGUUAAAGGAUGAUUGAAAUGGAAUCACUACGUAAAACGGUCACAUUUUAUGUGGUACUAAACAGUGAUGAUUUCGUCCAGUGAAUAUCAAUUGAAAUCGCAGAUAUACUUCAGGCAUUGAAGAGCAAGCAUCGGGAUGUAGCGACAAGGUUUCUUAUUACGAAGACAGUUAAAUUUAUACCACGAGAAACUCGAUCCAACUGAAUCAGUUGACUACUCCACUCGACAUCAAGAACCACUUGUGAUCGGGAUUUCCAAACAUGGAGAAAGUUUGUGAGUUCUGCAUGGCAUUGAGGCCAGCUGUUUAUUGCCAGGCCGACUCCGCUCUCCUCUGCCUCUCCUGCGACUCCAAAGUCCAUUCAGCCAACGCCCUCUCGAAUCGCCACCCUCGAUCCCUCCUCUGCGACUCGUGCCGAGUACGCCCUGCCUCAGUUCGGUGUAAGGACCACAGGAUGUUCAUGUGCCAGAGCUGCGACAGGAGCCUGCACAGCAGCAGUGGCCACGCUUCGCAGCAGCAGCACCAGAAACGGGUCAUCAGCAGCUACAUUGGGUGCCCUUCUGCCAAGGAUUUUGCAGCAAUUUGGGAUUUGGACUUAAAUGAACUGACCGAUGUUUCUCGUUCGACUCUAAAUGUCUCUUCCUUGCAAGAGUUUGUGGAUUCGAGGGAUGCGAGUUUGGAUGCUCCGAUGCAAUAUCACUGGCAGCAGAGGAGAACCUCCUCGGUGGGGUCUAUUAUGAGCUGCACGACUUCUGCCUGUGCUGGGAUGCCUAAUGCUAAUACGAACAAUCAACAAUCUAACAAGAUAUCACAUAAUGGUCAAAACCAGCCACAGCAGCAAAAUCAAUCAUCUCAGUUUAUUCUGCAACAGAUUCUUGACUUGAAAAGGCUUCAGCUCAAUGAAGGGAACUGCUUCUCGCCCAUGAUGCGCAGGAAAGAAGAAAAGGAUGUGUCGUCUUCAUUGGGUAAGGCUCUGAGGAGAAUUGAUGAAGCCACAAAUGAGAAUUCACAGCAUUCCCGAGACCUCGAAGCCGAGUUCCUACAGAGUGUCACUCCGCUUGAGGAGCUGAGAUCAGAAGAUUUCGCUUCACCAUUUUCUUCGACAGAGAAUUAUCCUUGUUCAAAUGCUGGCGUCUCUCUGCUCGGAGAUUCAUUUUGGCAGUGCAGGAGCCCCUUACAGACUAGUCAGUUCAUGUCUCAAAACAUCCAAGAUCUCGGGGUGUGCGAAGACCUUAUGUGCCGGGAUGAUUUCAACAGCAUCCCCGAAGUAGAUAUGACGUUCCAAAACUUUGAAGAACUUUUCGGAGGAGACCAAGAUCCUGCCCGAGGACUUCUCAUGAGAGAUAAUGAUCUGUCCUGCUCCUCAUUGGACAGGACAAUAUCGCUCGACAAAUCCGAGAAUAGCCAAGCACAUGUAACAGAGGAUGCGUCGGCUUCUUCCUCCAUAUAUUCGGGAUCGGUUGCCCAUGUGAACUCUGACACGACUCUAUCAAAACAUCGACCCCAGAUUCAACUGUCUUACUCGGAGCUGUCAUUGUCCAUUUCACAAGAAACAGAAGGAAGAGCAUUUGGUUCACCUGACGACAGUGCUGCAGAUUUGGAAAUAAAAGAGAAUGCUGUGAGAAGACACCGAGAUAAGAAGAAAGCCCGGCUGGAUGGUGACAAAACUUGGCGCGCUUUACCGAGAGAGAGAACCGGUGUAGGGAGGCGAGUAAAGGGCAAGAUGGGCAAGUCAGGACACAAUUCUGAUGACAUAUCGACACGAAACUAUUGAGCUAGUUCUUUUCUCCGUGCUGGUGUACAUAUAUCAACUCUAACCAACUGAUCAAAAUCACCGAUAAUUAUCAUACUGUCAAUUCAAUUGAUUUUUUCUGUGUUUAUAUAGUGGUUGUGCAAAACAGAUGAAAGUUUAGGCAUAUUAUCCUCACUAGGCUACAUUUCUUCUUC
Molecule: messenger RNA, 2640 nt
Organism: Punica granatum (pomegranate)
Lineage: Eukaryota; Viridiplantae; Streptophyta; Magnoliopsida; Myrtales; Lythraceae
Source: RefSeq, a predicted model, not a curated record